AUGAAUAUUCGAGUGCUAUCGGCCGCAACAACGGCGCUGGGCGUGGAGGCGAGCGCAAUGAACAUGUAUUUGGUUGGGUUGCUGCUGCGGAAUGGGGUGAGAAGUGCGAGGGAGAAGUUUGUGGUGUGUCGGAGUGUUGUGGACGCGCUGCAGAUAGGAUAUGUGGCGUUUUGGAUCGCGCCGACAACGUUUUUUCAAAGGUAAUUUUGGGAAAAUGUAAACAUUCACAAAAUAUAUAUACAGUGACGGACCUGAUCCAGUGGCAAAAAGCGUACCAUUUUGCAUCCGGGAAGUAUCAAAAAAUGUGGCAAAAUGCCUCCCUCUCCAACUGAAAAAAACUUCGUUUUGAAGGCCCUCACAAAAAGAGCGGGCGCGCUUUUGAAAUCCGAUUUUUUCACUUGAAGAGGGAGGUAUUUUGCCACAUUUUUUGAUACUUCCUCGGUGCAAGAUGGUAGGGUUUUUGCCACCGGAUCAGGUCCCCCACUGUAGUAGAACAUUUCCUGUUUUAGUUCCGGCUGGCUCUUCGACUACAUUGGCAGCGCGUUGACCCGACUCAGCGCGGUUCUGUGGUGUUGCUCCAUCAUGAUCCAAGUGAUCACAGUGAUCGAGAGGCACUUCGCAAUCUGCCAUGGACUGCUUCACAUGGCCUUUUCGGACACGAUCCUUGUAAAGGUCUCGAUUUUGGGGACAAUUGCGUUUUCGAUGGUUUUUGUUCGUAAGUCGGCAUGUUUGUUAACACCGGCGGGUAAGCAUGGCUGUAAUCCGGCAUGUGCACGAGAUAAAAAUUUCCAAGCCCGGGCCAGCAAAACUUUGAAAGCCCGGCUCGGGUCAAAGUUCUUGUGUAAUUUUUUGAAUUGGAAAUUUGGAAUUUUAAAAACCACGGAACUAUUGCUAUUUCAUCUGAGCAAGACCCGACGUUUUUUUGGCCUUCUUGAUGUAAUCUUGCAAUAUUUUCGAGCGAUUUUAAAGAGGAAUUUCGCCAUUCUUUUGAGAAUUCUCGGAAAAUCCAAAUUUUCUUUAAAACCGUCCCAGGCCGGGCUGAGCCAUGCCUACAGUGACGGAUCUGAAAUUUUGAUGAUUUUUACUUGUCUUAAAAAUGGUAGUACCUCAAAUACACCGCUGCGCUUUCAAUUUUGCACACACUUUGGGCAUAAGCCACAUACAGUGACGGAUCUGCUCCAGUGGCAAGAAACGUAUCAUUUUGCAUCCGGAAAGUAUCAAAAAUGUAACAAAAUACCUCCCUCUCCAACUAAAAAAAUUCCGCUUUGAAGAACCCUUUUCCUCAAAAAGCAAGCGCGCUUUUGAAAUCGGAGUUUUUCACUUGGAGAGGGAGGUAUUUUGCUACAUUUUUGACACUUCCCGGAUGCAAAAUGGAACAUUUUUUGCCACCGGAUCAGGUCCGCCAUGUAGAUGUCCCGUGGGGAAAUCCUGAACUAGUUGUAAAAUGACGUGACGAUCUUCCCUUUCAACAAAAGUUUUUGUUUCCCCUUGCGAUGACUCGACUGCACUUGUUGCUUGGUCAGCCAAGCUUUAGAACACGUCAUGUUCACUAUUUACGUGCAUUUUUUCAGAAGGCUUCUGGUUUCUGACCCACUGCAGAGGCGGCUACGACAUGAAGCACGUCGUCUUUACCUUUGACGGAGAUGACUGUAAACUGCAUUUAAAUCGCCUAGCGGCCCUGGGUUUUAUGCUGGCAACGCUGGCGCUCACUUUCACCUUGGACACGAUGACUUAUUUGAAGCUGAAAAAUAUGAAUUCUGUAGGCAAUUGCAAGUCCUAAGACUAAAUUUAAACCACGUUUUGCAACUCUAUUUUUUGCAGAAACUCACUCGCCAGUCCUCCUUUACCAAGCAUCAACGGGCAUCGCGCCAGCGAUGCGAAGAUUAUGUGUUGACGCAAACAUUCGUACUCCCUCUUACUCUUCUUUUACAACACGCAUUGUUUUUCGUCCGAUCUACGGAUUUCACAAAAUUCGACAGUAUUGUUUUAAACUUUACCUUCAAUAUGUUGGUUAUCAUCGUAAUUUAUCAAAUCGAAGCGUGAGUCCACAAAAAUUUUGAAGAUUUUUAUUUGGUCUACAACGGGUUGUACCCCAAGUACACUGCUGCGCUUUCAAUUUCGCACAUACUUCGAGUAUAGGACACAUACAGUUGGGGACCUGAUCCAGUGGCAAAAAACGUAUCAUUUUGCAUCCGGGAAGUAUCAAAAGAUGUGGCAAAAUGCCUCCCUCUCCAAGUGAAAAAAACUCGUUUUGAAGGGCGCGCCCUUUUUCCUCACAAAAAGAGCGGACGCGCUUUUGAAAUCUGAGUUUUUGCACUCGGAGAGGGAAGCAUUUUUCCACAUUUUUUGAUACUUCCUGGAUGCAAAAUAGCACGUUUUUUGCCACUGGAUCAGGUCCUCCACUGAAUUAAUUCCCGAAAGUUUUAGCUGGCGCUUUUCAGGGGCAGCCGGGCACAAAUCUUUGCGGCCAAGAGCGUAGGCGAAACGCGGAGAAAGGUUACAGAAAAAAUACUUUUUUGGCUGUUUCUUUUCCAGUUCCGUGUGGAAAAAUUGAUUUUUUGGGUACCCUUCUAGAUUUUGUCGAAAACCAAAGCUGUAAAUUUAAUGGUACCUCUGCUGCUGACAAAUGAGGGUUUCUAUAUCCAAAAAUAUUCUAUUUUCAGGAUCGUCGAACUCAUCACCAACAAAUCCCUCAACUCAUUUUUAUACCGACUCUGGAAUCGGCGUCGAUCACGAGAACGGACUCCGCCCGAGUCCAAUCAACUCCUCAAACGGCGUGGAGCCAUGCAAACCGAUGUGAUUGUCAUCGACAUUAGUAAAUAA
Messenger RNA from Bursaphelenchus xylophilus (pine wood nematode), 2823 nucleotides. NCBI's taxonomy places the organism in Eukaryota, Metazoa, Nematoda, Chromadorea, Rhabditida, Aphelenchoididae. The record is from the annotation of a GenBank genome assembly.